AUGAGCACAACCAUCGUUUUAAUUACUGGUGCUAGCCGUGGCAUAGGUAAAGGAUUGCUUGAACAAUAUCUUGCUCGGCCCAACUAUACUGUCAUCGCGGCCAACCGCAACCCAAAUGAUGCAAACUCUCAAGCCCUUACAAGAUUGCCCAAAGGAGAUGGGACAACCUUGGUUGUGAUCAAGCUCGAUUCAACAGUCAAGUCAGACGCUGUUGAGGCCGUGAAGCAACUCAAAGCUAAAGGUAUAGAUCAUGUCGACGUUGUCAUUGCCAAUGCCGCCAUCAGCUAUAUUUAUGGCAAGGUCGCAGAGCUCGACACCGAGGACAUGCACAAGCAUGCUAUUGUUAACAACUAUGCUGUCAUAUGGCUCUUCCAGGCUCUUAUCCCGCUGCUAAAGAAGGCCGUGCAGCCAAAAUUCAUCGGCAUCGGCUCGUCCGCAGGUGUACUCACGUGA
Molecule: messenger RNA, 453 nt
Organism: Phaeoacremonium minimum UCRPA7
Lineage: Eukaryota; Fungi; Ascomycota; Sordariomycetes; Togniniales; Togniniaceae
Product: putative aflatoxin biosynthesis ketoreductase nor-1 protein
Exons: 2
Coding region: 1-453 (150 amino acids)
Source: RefSeq, a predicted model, not a curated record